CUUUUGUAUAUCUUCCUGCUAUGUCGCACUUUGCGGACUACUUUGACACUGUGCCUUCUGCAUCUCCUACUUACUCAUUUAAAAGUUAUUUGUCACAUAUCAAAGCAAAACAACAUAUUCUCAGCGAAGACAUGUUAGAUUUAUAUCUGCAAUGGUAUAAAACGGAUUUAUCGAUUAUGACAGAAAAAAUCAUUGGUCGACGACAUCGGAAUACUGUUCAUAAUGCACUGGCUUCAGCGAAGAAACUGACACCAGGGGAAGCUCGAUCAAUCUUAGCAGAAAUCAAUCAGGCAGAAAGAUCGACGACAAUAAAUAAAUAUAUCAUAAAAUCAAACAACGGUAUAGCCGGCAGUGUGAAAUAUGCUUCUUUCUCACAGCAACCACAACAACAAGUUGAAGAAGAAGAAGGAGAACAACAACAACAACAACAACAACAACAACAACAACAACAACAACAACAACAACAACAACAACAACAACAACAACAACAACAACAACAACAACAACAACAACACGAACAACAACAACAACAACAAAAACAACAAAAACAACAAAAACAACAAGAUAUUAGCAAGGAUAUCUCUGGGCCUGAAACGGCGAAAAGAAAUGGAAAAAGGCGGCAAGAUGAUAUCAACGAUGGCAAGGACGACUCGGAUAACAACAAUAAUAACAAUGAUACCAAUGACGAUGAUGGUUAUGAUAUUUUCCUGAACGAAAACAACAUUCUUCGACUACAGAAAAAGAAUAAAACAUACAAUGCAAUCAUUCCUCAAAUCCAUCUCAUCUCACCGCACAAACCUCACCUACAAAACGACGACUUCUGCAAGCUGAAAUCAAACUUCGAUAUCCUUCUUUCGGAAGAUCAAUCAUCAUCAUCAUCAUCAUCAGCAACGCCAUACAGUCAACAACUCUAUAAGAUAAACAGGGAACAGCAAGCUCGAAACCAAAGUUUGAAUGACGCCCCCGGAACAAUGGAAUUUUUGGUUGCAGCGUUGAAACAGCCACUAGACAAUAUCCGCCAAUACGUUUGGUCAAACGGAUAUAAUGAAAACAAGGAAGAAUCUAUGAACAAUGAAAUGAUUAGACACAUUCUCACUGAUUUCUAUAUCAAUUGUAAUAUCACCAUUGAUAACAAUUCAACAGCAACAGCAGCGAAUGAAAGGACCCCAUUCUCCGAACAUCUCAUACCAAUCUUCAAGGUUUUUGCAGGCAUCACCCAUCUCAUGAAAUUUACCUGGUGCGAAAAAGGUCUGGUAUCCAACCGCCUAUUAUCAUUAUGUCUCCCGAACAAGAUUAUGCUCCGGUCCCUACUGGAUGGAAUCGGUAUAUCUAUUAAAGACAGUGUUGAGCGGCUGUUAAUAGAAUCAUCAGGCGAUGAUGUGGAACAUUCAGCAGAAGAUACAAUCAAACAAAUCUGCAAUACUAGCAAUUGCCUCAAGAUGGACAUGAAGAACUACCAAACUGCUUCCUUCAAUACAUUCCGACGCCGUCAGGUCUUUGGACUGCAAUUUAUCCACGACAAAAUGACUCUCACCACUACUCGCAUCGUUGACAAAGAACGAUAUGCAUUUAUUGAAACCCGGUGUGCAAGGAUCCCAACCUCAUACAAGGAUCGCUGGAAGUGGGUCAAGGUUUUUGAGUUACUACUGAAAUUGAAGGAAAAUGUUACUGCGUUGCUGGAACAAGAAUGUGUGGGCAUUGCCGAUGUAGGACUGACUGUCCAAGAUGCAUUGAAAUGAUCCCCUCUCCCCUUCUUCAGCUGCAUAUAUAAAUUAGUACAAUUUAUUUUUACCUUUAUUCUUACUAUCAAUGAUCCCCUCUCUGUUUCUUCUUUAAUUGUACAUAUAUAUACAUGUUAGUAUAAUUUCUCUUUCUUUUUAUCAUGAAUAGCAAUAAACAGUUGUGUUGAUGCUUGAAGUCUCUUUAUCAAAUA
Messenger RNA from Halteromyces radiatus, 1933 nucleotides. RefSeq lists its product as uncharacterized. The transcript is spliced from 7 exons. The coding region runs from base 21 to 1739 and encodes 572 amino acids. NCBI's taxonomy places the organism in Eukaryota, Fungi, Mucoromycota, Mucoromycetes, Mucorales, Cunninghamellaceae. The record is from RefSeq and is a predicted model, not a curated record.